AAAGUCUUGUGGUGCCACGCAAACACACUUCCAUUUUCGCACAAAGUCAGCUUUUUAAAAAAAUCUCUCUCUCUUUGUAGGGUUAGGGUUUUCUUAAGCGUGUUAUAUUUGAAGGAGAUCAAAUAUGAUGGUGGAGGCAGUCCCCAUUUUUUAUUUUAAUUCAUUCUCUCUUCACUUGUUCAGCUCAAUCAUGGCUUAAUUCUCCUCCUCUCCGGUGGCGGUCCUGGUAUGGAAAUGUAUAAUGUUCCUGAACAAGGACAUGCAGGUGCUUAUAUGAUUCAAGGAGCAGAGCCAGCGCAGAUCACCAGUCCGCUGCUUCAAAAUUUUGAAACUAUGUUCAAUGAAGGAGUGCCCGAGUUUGUUGUUGAUCAGGGAUUAUAUUAUCCUACUACCACCAAUUACAGUUACCUCUGUACAGGAUUUGAAUCUCCCAGCGACUGGGAUGACCACCAAAGAAUUUUUGGUCUGGAUGGUCAAGAUAUUCAGUAUAUGGGUGCACCAAAUGAAAAUCUCCCAUAUAUGUAUUAUACACCUAACUAUGAAUAUGCAGAGUCUGCAUAUAACCCGUAUAACCCUUACAUCCCUGGUGCUGUAGUAGGAGUUGAUGCCUUAUAUUUAGGGGCACAACAGUACUAUACUAUCUCCACUUAUGAAAACAAUGUGUCUUCGCCUUCGUACUUCCCGGUUGUGCUACCAAAUACAUCUGAUGUUAUGGUAAACAGAGCAGACACGGUAAUUGAGAGUAAUAUAUCUGCUGCUAAUAGAGCUGAUGGUUCUCGUCUCAAGCAUAAUUUGUCUUCAGCAUCUCCAAUCUUCACCCCAUCUCUGUUACGGCCAGCUUCUGGUCAUAAUAACUUUAACAGGGGAUCUGAAAGUGCAAAAUAUAAUGCUAGAUCAGACAAGCAGCCCGUGAUGCAUGGAAAUAUUGCUUCUGAUCGGUUUUCCAUUCGCCCCUCGGAAGGUAAAGUUUCUCAAGCUACAAGAAGUGUUGGGCAUGGGAAGGCGUUGUCUAAUCAUGUUCAACUGAGAGCUUCUGUUCCUUCGAGUAACGACUCGUCUCAUCUUGGAUCUGGUGCUCAUGACCGGGUUAGCGCAGGAAAAGGUGGCCUUCUGUAUGGGAGAGUGCCAAAUGAUGUGAAGGUUAGUCCUGAUUCAUUGAAUGAGCAGAAUCGUGGACCUAGGACCAAUAGAUCAAAAAAUCAAUUGGUUGUUAAAGCCUACACGUCAAGAGCAGGAAACGUUGAUGCACAAGGGAAUAUUGUUAUUCAUGCUGAUGAGUAUAAUAGAGACAAUUUUCAGUUGGAUCUUCUGAAUGCCAAGUUCUUUGUUAUUAAAUCAUACAGUGAGGAUGAUGUGCAUAAGAGUAUAAAGUACAACGUUUGGUCUUCUACGCCGAAUGGAAAUAAAAAGCUCAAUAGCGCUUUUGAAGAUGCUCAGAGAGUUCCUGCUGGAGAUCCAAGAGGCUGCCCAGUAUUUCUCUUUUUCUCGGUAAAUGCAAGUGGGCAGUUUUGUGGCGUUGCGGAAAUGACUGGCCCUGUCAACUUCUAUAAGGACAUGGAUUUUUGGCAGCAAGAUAAGUGGAGUGGUAGCUUCCCUGUGAAGUGGCACAUCAUAAAGGAUGUCCCAAACCCUAACUUUAGGCAUAUUAUAUUAGAGAACAAUGAGAACAAGCCAGUAACUAACAGCAGGGACACACAAGAGAUACACUGCAAGAAAGGCAUUGAGAUGCUGAAAGUGUUUAAGAAUUAUGCAUCAGGGACAUCUUUAUUAGAUGACUUCAUGUAUUAUGAAACUAGACAGAAGUUCCUGCAGGAAGAGAAAGCGAAGCUGCUAAUGAGGAGCUAUGAAAAUCCAUUUUUUGUGCCUGUAUUAGAUCCUCCACGCAAGCUAAAUUCUAUUUUUGAUUUCCCUUCGAGUGAAGGUGAGACGAUAUCUAAGCACAAUGAUUCCGAACACACUGAAAAUUGUGUGGUUCCUGCAGAACUGGAUUUUAUAGAUUCCAAAACCAACAAAAAGAAUGCAAGUGAUGGUGACAAAUUCAUGGUAGAUGAAGAUCGCAAUACUGAGAGUGCAUUGAGGAUUGCUUCCUUAACAAUCAAUCCGAAGGACGUGAAAUCUCAGACGCCAGAGGCUGAAUGCACUGCUGCUGUCACUCUGGCAAGUGCCGAGUCAGUUGAUGUUGUCACUGUGGGUUCUAUGCCAGUAAAAGUUAAUGGAUUUGCUGAAUCUUCUGGUUUUAUAUCGAUUGGAACAAUUCCACUAGACCCUAGAGCUCUCCAGCGUGACUGAAGCAAGUGGAUCUGGAAAAAUUGUACCCAAGUGAUGCAAGCGUGAAGUCCAAAAGCACUGAACAGAGUUAUUUUCAAGCUGUGUAUUAUAGUUGGUCUGUUCAUAGUUGAUCUGCAAUCUCUUUUCUUAGGAAUGUCAUGGUCAUUUCUCUUUUCACCAAGGGCGUGGUUGAGGUUCUAAUUUGGAGGUUAUAUUGGGGUUGGAUGGUUGGUAGUUUUUGCUUUAAAUUCAAUGUAAGUUGUCCCUUUUAUCAUUUUGUUUUAACAAUUACAGGAUAUGAAAUACUGUCCUCAUCGUUAAGAGGAAACAAAGAAAAAUAGAUAAAUGCUCAGCGCAGUUGUUUUUCCUUUA
Lycium barbarum (goji berry) is the source of this 2640-nucleotide messenger RNA. RefSeq names its product YTH domain-containing protein ECT4-like. The record is from RefSeq and is a predicted model, not a curated record. Lineage: Eukaryota; Viridiplantae; Streptophyta; Magnoliopsida; Solanales; Solanaceae. Gene Ontology annotation, cellular component: cytoplasm. The coding region runs from base 229 to 2289 and encodes 686 amino acids. The transcript is spliced from 8 exons. Gene Ontology annotation, biological process: mRNA destabilization. Gene Ontology annotation, molecular function: mRNA binding.